Molecule: messenger RNA, 960 nt
Organism: Mesorhabditis belari
Lineage: Eukaryota; Metazoa; Nematoda; Chromadorea; Rhabditida; Rhabditidae
Source: the annotation of a GenBank genome assembly
AUGAUCAUAUUGGCUUUACUUAUUCUAUGCUAUUCCCCUCGUCCCUUGAUGACUCGACUUUUGGAACCAGGAAAUUCAAAGAUUGAUGCCCAUUUGGUGGAAAGUGUUUUGUCGGAUGUAGUCGAGCACUCGAUGAGCGAUUUGACCGAGAAAUUGAGAACCGCUCUCCGGCAUAUCCUUUUCCCCGACGAGCAGCUUCAUGCACGGAGACAGAUUACGCAAGAAGAGGAACAACUCGUCGCCACGUUUAUCAAUCAAUUGAUGGAACAACGACAUUUGAGUGCUCCGAAUAUUCAACGCUUUUCGACGAGAGUCAACUCGAAUCCGAUUCGAGUUGUAGAGCAGUUGAAGGCCACCCAACUCUCCGAUGAUCCUCUCGAGCUUUCGAAGUCUAAAGAGAAUCCAACCAAAAAUCCUCGUGAAGAGAAAAGAAAUGGAGAUCAAAACGGUCUUCUCAACUCGAUUCAUUUACCCAUCGAUCCGCCGAGAUUCUCCCCAAAAUCCCAGAAAAUCUCCGUCGCUUUGGAGACAGUAACCACGAAAACUCCGACAAAAAUCAUCACCGUUGAUGAGUUGCGUUUCGCUGAUGAGGCAUUGCAUGAUGAUGACACUCCCGAACCUCCAUCUCUAUUCCUAUCAGCCUCCCGUCUUCCCAUUUGGAUCUGCGUUUUCCUUUCGAUAUCUCUCGUUUUUGCGAGCACCGCUUGUGGAGUGGCAGUGAUCCGUUUGUGGCGAUCGAAACGGCGAGAGAACAAAAUGAGAGCUCGAUCGCUUCACCGUUUCCCCGAUCCGCUCACGAUUUCGGGCUUCACUUGUGUCCCUGGUUGCGACAACGGGCCCGGCACGUUUCUUGAGCGAAUGAAAGUGAUGAAUCGGGUGAAUCGAGCCCCGAGCACUUGCCGAGAACGGGAGGAUGAAACGAUUUGGAGAACGGCGAACUCGUUGAGAAGUCGACAAAUU